Candidozyma auris is the source of this 372-nucleotide messenger RNA. It is a transcript of the gene RPA12, whose product is annotated as DNA-directed RNA polymerase I core subunit RPA12. The record is from RefSeq and is a predicted model, not a curated record. Gene Ontology annotation, cellular component: RNA polymerase I complex. Gene Ontology annotation, biological process: DNA-templated transcription; termination of RNA polymerase I transcription. The transcript has a single exon. Gene Ontology annotation, molecular function: zinc ion binding; nucleic acid binding; DNA-directed RNA polymerase activity. Lineage: Eukaryota; Fungi; Ascomycota; Pichiomycetes; Serinales; Metschnikowiaceae. The coding region runs from base 1 to 372 and encodes 123 amino acids.
AUGUCGGUUGUGGGUUCCCUUAUAUUCUGUGUUGACUGUGGAAAUUUGCUAGACUCUGUGAGCGCAGCACCCACGCUAGACUGCAAAGUGUGCAAAAGAUCCUACCCAACAAAGAAGUUUGCAAAUUUGAAAGUCGUCACAAAGUCUUCGGAAGAUGCUUUCCCAUCUUCGCUUAGAAUGAAGAGAUCUGUUGUCAAGACAUCGUUGAAUAAUGACGAGUUAGAUGAAGGUGCAACGAUCAAAGAGAAGUGUGUGAAGUGUGGCCACGAAGAAAUGCAAUACCACACGUUACAGUUGCGUUCUGCCGAUGAAGGUGCCACUGUUUUCUACACUUGUACCAACUGUGGGUACCGUUUCAGAACCAACAAUUAA